GCCCCGCCCCGCGCCGCCCCGCGCCGACAAGCGGGGAGGCGGGAGGCGGCGGCGGCUGCUGCUGCUGCGGCUGCGGAGGUGCAGGUGGCGGCGACUGGCGGCGAGAGAGGCGGCGGCCGGCGAUUUAACCCAGAGACCGACUUCCCUCUAAAAGCACCCACAGCUAUAUUCAUGGUCGGGGACAGGUAGUGGCAGCAGGCACGGGAAGCGCAGCUCUGCUGUACCGGGGACAAUGAGUGCGCUCAAACCAAGCGGACUCAAGGUCCCCACCAAGAUCCUCAAGCCUGGCAGCACAGCCUUGAAGACACCCACUGCUGUCGCAGCUCCGGCAGAAAAAGCAGUAUCCAGUGAAAAAGCAUCAGGCGCCCCUCCCUCUGAGACACAAGAGGAAUUUGUGGACGACUUCCGAGUUGGGGAGCGAGUUUGGGUGAAUGGAAAUAAGCCCGGAUUUAUACAGUUUCUGGGUGAAACUCAGUUCGCACCAGGCCAGUGGGCUGGGAUUGUUCUAGAUGAACCCAUAGGCAAGAAUGAUGGCUCAGUGGCAGGAGUCCGGUAUUUCCAGUGUGAACCUUUAAAGGGCAUAUUCACCCGACCUUCCAAGUUGACAAGGAAAGUGCAGGCUGAAGAUGAAGCCAGUGGCCUGCAGACAACUCACGCUUCCAGAACGACCUCGCCUCUGUCCGCUUCUGCAGCCAGCAUGACAGCCUCCUCCCCAGCCACCCCCUCACAUAUUCCCCAGAAGUCGUCCCAGCCAACAGCAAAGGAACCUUCAUCUACACCUCCGAUCAGCAACCUCACAAAAACUGCCAGUGAAUCCAUCUCCAACCUCUCAGAGGCUGGCUCGGUCAAGAAAGGAGAGCGAGAACUCAAAAUUGGAGACAGAGUACUGGUCGGUGGCACUAAGGCUGGUGUAGUCCGGUUUCUCGGGGAGACGGACUUUGCCAAGGGGGAGUGGUGUGGUGUGGAGUUAGAUGAGCCUCUUGGGAAGAAUGACGGGGCUGUUGCUGGCACAAGGUAUUUUCAGUGUCAACCCAAAUAUGGCCUGUUUGCUCCCGUCCACAAAGUGACCAAGAUCGGCUUCCCUUCCACUACGCCAGCCAAAGCCAAGGCCGCCGCGGUGAGGCGAGUGAUGGCCACCACUCCCGCCAGCCUGAAGCGCAGCCCGUCCGCGUCCUCUCUCAGCUCCCUGAGCUCGGUGGCCUCCUCCGUGAGCAGCAAGCCCAGUCGCACAGGAUUAUUGACCGAAACCUCCUCCCGGUACGCCAGGAAGAUCUCCGGCACCACCGCCCUCCAGGAGGCCCUGAAAGAGAAGCAGCAGCACAUUGAGCAGCUGCUGGCCGAACGGGAUCUAGAGAGGGCGGAGGUGGCCAAGGCCACGAGCCACGUGGGGGAAAUAGAGCAGGAGCUAGCCCUGGCCCGGGACGGACACGACCAGCAUGUCCUGGAGCUGGAGGCCAAGAUGGACCAGCUGCGAGCCAUGGUGGAAGCUGCCGACAGGGAGAAAGUGGAACUGCUCAACCAACUAGAAGAGGAGAAAAGGAAGGUGGAGGAUCUUCAGUUCCGGGUGGAGGAAGAAUCAAUUACUAAAGGCGACCUUGAGGUGGCUACAGUAUCAGAAAAGUCUCGUAUAAUGGAGCUAGAGAAAGACCUAGCGUUGAGAGUGCAGGAAGUAGCCGAGCUGCGAAGAAGGCUCGAGUCCAAUAAACCUGCCGGGGAUGUUGACACGUCGCUCUCCCUUUUGCAAGAGAUAAGCUCUUUGCAAGAGAAGUUAGAAGCCGCCCGGACUGACCAUCAAAGAGAAAUCGCUUCGCUGAAGGAGCGCUUUGGAGCCCAGGAGGAGACGCAUCAGAAGGAGGUGAAGGCUCUGCAGGCUGCCUCAGAGAAGCUCUCCAAGGAGAACGAGUCGCUGAAAAGCAAGCUUGACCACGCCAACAAGGAGAACUCGGACGUGAUAGCCCUGUGGAAGUCCAAGCUGGAGACCGCCAUCGCAUCCCACCAGCAGGCCAUGGAGGAGCUAAAGGCUUCCUUCAGCAAGGGGGUGGGGACAGAGACGGCCGAGCUGGCCACACUGAAAACGCAGAUAGAGAAAAUGAGACUAGAUUACCAGCACGAAAUAGAAAGCUUGCAGAAUCAACAAGACUCCGAACGGUCUGCUCACACCCAAGAGAUAGAAGCCGUCAGGGCAAAGCUGAUGGAGGUCAUUAAGGAGAAAGAGAACAGUCUGGAAGCCGUCCAGUCGAAACUGGACAAGGCAGAAGACCAGCACCUGGUAGAAAUGGAAGACGCCUUGAACAGACUGCAGGAAGCCGAGACAAAGGUAAAGGAGCUAGAGGUGCUGCAAGCCCAAUGCAAUGAGCAAACCAAGGUUAUCGAUAGUUUUACGUCGCAGCUCAAGGCUGCCGAGGAAAAGCUGCUGGAUGUGGACGCUCUUCGGAAAGCCAGUUCCGAAGGUAAAUUGGAGAUCGAGAAACUUAGACAGCAGUUUGAGGCAGCUGAGCAACAGAUUAAAAAUUUAGAGGUGGAAAGGAAUGCUGCAAGUGACAAGGCUAGUAGCAUUUCCAAAGAGCUGCAGGGGAAAGAGCUCACACUCAGCAAACUCCAGGAGCACGUGAGUGAAGUCAGUCAUGUGAAAGAGGCUUUGGAGAAAGAACUUCAGGUGUUGAAAGAAAAGUUUGCUGGUGCUUCAGAGGAGGCGGUCUCUGUCCAGAGGAAUAUGCAAGAAACUAUAAAUAAAUUACACCAAAAAGAAGAGCAGUUUAAUGCGCUGUCUUCUGAAUUGGAGAAGUUGCGAGAAAACCUAACAGGCAUGGAGGCAAAAUUUAGAGAGAGAGAUGAAAGAGAAGAUCAGUUGAUAAAGGCAAAAGAAAAGCUGGAAAAUGACAUUGCAGAAAUAAUGAAAAUGUCAGGAGAUAAUUCUUCUCAGUUGACAAAAAUGAAUGACGAGUUACGUCAGAAAGAAAGAAAUGUGGAAGAAUUACAGCUAAAACUUACAAAGGCCAAUGAAAAUGUGAGCUGUCUGCAGAAAAGUAUUGGGGAUGUAACUCUCAAAGCUGAACAAAGCCAGCAAGAAGCAACUAAAAAGCAUGAGGAAGAAAAGAAAGAUUUGCUGAAAAAAUUGCUGGACCUGGAAAAGAAGAUGGAAACGAGCCACAACCAGUGUCAGGAUCUGAAAGCCCGGUAUGAGGAAGCCAGUUCCGAGACCAAGGCGAAGCAUGAGGAGGCUCUGCAGACGCUGCAGACGCUGCUGCGGAGCACAGAGGAGAGGCUGGCGGCCACCCAGGAGCAGAACAAGGACUUGUUGCAGGAAGUGGAGGAACUGAAAAAACAAGCCGAGGAUGCUAGAUCGCUAACUUGUUUGUUAACAUCAGCCCAAAGAGAAACCGAGCUAAUGUCAGAAGAGCUGAGGGGUCUGAGGUCAGAGAAGCAGCUUCUGGUGCAGGAGGGCAAUGCUUUAAAGUCAGAGAAAGGUGCGCUCAUGUCCAAGCUUGUAGAGGCAGAGACCAGAGUAACGUUCCUCCAGGAAGACCAGCGGAAGCUGUGGUCGAUAAACGAAGCCCUCAAUUUAGAAAAGGAGCAACUCUUAGAAGAAAAGCUGCAUCAGCAGGGGCAGCUCCAGAGUGAAGCUCUGGCUGCAGAGAGAGAGAAACUGCUUCAAGAAGUCACUGUCGCACAGGAAGAGCUCCUGAAGAUGCGCACGGAAAGCGCCUCUCUGCAGGCUGCCAGAGCCGCCCUGCAGGCCCUCGUGGAGGAGCUCCAGUUCAGCAAGGAGAGUCUGACUGCCGAGUGCCAGAAGGACCGGGAAGAAAAAGACCGCCUGGAGGACCGCGUCAAGAAGCUCGUGAGCGAGAACCUUGCUGUGGCUAAAGAUAAAGACAAGACCAUUAAGAAGCUGCAGAGCUCUUACGAGGAGCUGGUCAGAGAUCAGAAGGCCUUGGUGCAGGAGAUCAAAGAUCUCACGGCGGAGAAAAAGUCAGCGGCGGAGAAGCAGUCAGGCCUUGAAAACAUAUGCGUAGCCCUAAAGGUCGAAAUGGAUGGGCUCUUGCAGAGCAGCAGGGACCUGCAGCUGGAGAAGGGCGCACUGCUUCAGGACCAGGACAAGCUCAGCGCCAGCCUGGCCACUGCGCUCCAGGUCAAACAGCUGCUCAGCGCCGAAGCCAGCGGGCUCCGUGCGCAGCUGGACACCGCCAGCAAAGGGCUGAGGAAGGCCGAGCUGGAGGCCAUGCAGCUUCAGGCCGCAAACACCAGCCUCACGAAGCUCCUGGAGGAGAUUAAGGCCAGCCGGGAGAUCACGGACUCCGAGUGCAUCCAGCUCCUGCACGAGAAGGAGAUCCUGGCCAUGUCUGAGAGGAGGCUCCUGGCCGAGAAGGAAGAACUCGUGCGUGAAAAUAGGCUCGUCAUUGAGAAACUCGGCCAGUGUUCCGGGGAGGCCGUGCGCGUGGAGACGAGCCUGAAUGAGAAGAUCGCGUACCUGACCUCGGAGAAGGAGACGGUUUGUCAGAAAGCGUCUAAGAUCAAAAGGCAGCUGGACAGCCUCCUGAAGGAAAAGUCUGUGCUGGAAACACAGAACGGAGAUUUACUUGCAGAAAGAGAGAAUUCCAUCAACUGCAUAGGAGAGCUUAAAAGGAAGUACGAGCAAGAGUCUGCAAACAGGAGGCUCGUCGUGCAAGAGAAGAUGAAGCUCUUGGGUAACCUCGAUGCUCUGAAGAAAGAGCUCCAGGAGAGAAAAAAGGAAAACCAAGAACUGGCCACUGCCAAGUGCGAGCUCUCACUGAUGCUGAAAGAGGCCCAGAGCGCCAAAGAGCACCUGGAAAAGGAGCACACCCACAUCCAGCAGGCCAGGGAGGGCCUGAAGGCUGAGCUGGAAACGUGCUGCUCCGAGAAGGACCAGAUGCUGAGGGACGGGCUGAGCCUGCAGGAGGAGUGCCAGAAACUGAAGGAGGAGGUGCGCGUGGUGCAGCAGUCCUUGCUCCUGGAGCAGGAGGCCCGGGCCAAGGAGAGCGAGUCAGCCUCCUACGAGAACAGCAAGUUACUUGGGAGGGCAGCGCGCCUGGAGCAGGAGCUGGAAGAGCUGAGAGCAUCCACCAAGGAGCUCCAGGCUGAAAACGUGGGGCUCGUCCAAGAGAAGAGCACCUCGGAGCAGAAGGUGGCGGAGAUCCUGAAGGAAAAGGAGCUCCUGACUGCAGAAACGGCGCGGCUGGCUGCCAACAUCGAGACGCUGCGCAGCGACUUCGCCUCCCUGUCCAAGUCCAAGCUGGAGUUGCAGGAGCUGCACAGCUGUCUCAGCAAGAUCCUGGAUGACCUGCGGCUGAGCCACCAGGCGGCCGUGGCCGAUCGGGCCCAGGCGCUGCAGGACAACAGCAGCCUGCUGGCCGAGAAGAGGGAAGUGGCGCUGAAGUGGGAUGAGCUCCUGAAGGAGAAGGAGACGCUGGCCGAAAGCUACUUCAUCCUCCAGAAGGAGAUCAGCCAGCUGGCCAAAACCAACAGCCACAUUUCCGCCAACCUCCUAGAGUCUCAGAACGAAAAUCGUAUCUUGAGGAAAGACAAGAGCAAGCUCACCCUUAAAAUUAGAGAGCUCGAAACUCUUCACUCUUUCACGGCUGCUCAAACAGCAGAAGACGCCAUGCAGAUCAUGGAACAGAUGACCAAAGAGAAGUCGGAAACUCUCGCCUUCUUGGAGGAUACCAAGCAAACCAAUGAAAAACUCCAGAAUGAAUUGGAUACACUUAAAGAAAACAACUUGAAAAAUGUGGAAGAGCUGAACAAGUCGAAAGAACUUCUGACUGUCGAGAAUCAGAAAAUGGAAGAAUUCAGGAAAGAAAUAGAAACCCUGAAGCAGGCAGCUGCUCAGAAGUCCCAGCAGCUUUCAGCACUGAAAGCGGAGAACGUGAAACUUGCCGAGGAGCUGGGGCGAAGCAGGGACGAAGUCUCGAGUCAUCAGAAGGUGGAAGAGGAGAGAUCUGUGCUCAACAAUCAGUUGUUAGAAAUGAAAAAGAGAGAAUCCCAGUUGAUAAAAGACGCAGAUGAGGAAAAAGCCUCCUUGCAGAAGUCCAUCAGCAUUACUAGUGCCUUACUCACGGAGAAGGACGCCGAGCUGGAGAAGCUGAGGAACGAGGUCACGGUGCUCAGGGGAGAAAACGCCUCUGCCAAGUCCUUGCAUUCAGUUGUCCAGUCUCUUGAGUCUGACAAGGUGAAGCUCGAGCUCAAGGUCAAGAACUUGGAGCUUCAACUCAAGGAAAACAAGAGGCAGCUCAGCAGCUCCUCAGGUAAUACUGAUACUCAGGCGGAAGAGGACGAAAGAGCCCAGGAGAGUCAGAUUGACUUCCUAAAUUCAGUAAUAGUGGACCUUCAGAGGAAGAAUCAAGACCUCAAGCUGAAGGUGGAAAUGAUGUCAGAAGCGGCCCUUAAUGGAAAUGGCGAUGACCUAAACAAUUAUGACAGUGACGACCAGGAGAAACAGUCCAAGAAGAAACCUCGCCUCUUCUGUGACAUAUGUGACUGCUUCGAUCUCCACGACACAGAGGACUGUCCCACCCAGGCGCAAAUGUCGGAGGACCCCCCUCACUCCACACACCACGGCAGUCGGAGCGAGGAGCGCCCGUACUGUGAGAUCUGUGAGAUGUUUGGGCACUGGGCAACCAACUGCAAUGACGACGAGACCUUCUGACGAAGCCUCACAUCCAGGACUGGGCUUUCUCGGACGCACCAGCAUCUGGGCAACCGAACACCAGCAUUACCUGUGCAGACUUCCGGACAACUCACGUUAUUUUUGACCCCCACCAACAAAUCUAAGAAAAUAUUUUGAUCUUCAACAAAUCGCCCUUUUAGUUUCCCCGUAUACAUUAGAAUAAUAAAUACUUACUUAGGAGGUGAGUUUUCACCUCUUAUUUUUGGCGUCUUGAUUUUUAAGUUCCAACAGGACGUUGCACCAGAGGUCGUUACAUAGAUUGUCCCGAGGGAAACCUCCAAGAACAAUCCCUACCCUCCAGUACCUUAUUUAAGUAACUUUAAAUUAUGCCAUUCUCAUAUUUGCACUAAAAUCUUCCCAGGCUGUGUUUUUGUAUAGUGAGAUGUUUUGGUUAAGCUUUGACACUGGAAUGAGUUGAAAAAAAAUGUGCCAUUUUGCAUUUUCAUCUACUCUCAUAGAGCAUUUUAUUUUUAGUUGAAAUAUCUGAGAUCUUUGCACUACCUGAUGUCAGUAGUGCCUUUACUUCAGGCUUGGUAACACUUAGGUGUGAUGUUAAAUCAUGAAACAGGUAAAGGGAGGGGGGAGCCCCCAAACUGCUGUGGGACGUUUUAUAAUCGAUAUGCUGCACCCACUUACUCUACUGUGGCGCUUUGUGUAUUGGUUUUGCAUAAUUUCAGCUAUAUAUUGUAUGUAUAUAUUUUUUAAAAAUCUCUAUUUUGGGAAAAAGGAUUCACAAUUGUGUCUUUCUUUUCAGAUUUUUACCUUUAUGAAAAAGAAAACACUUAGAAUGUUUAUCAGGAUUUAAUGGGCUAGGCCAGGAAUAGCAUCACACAGCUUUGGAGCUAUUUUUUAUUUUUGUUUUCAUUUUGUUUCUUUAUCAGAUCUAAAUAAAUACAAUAUUUUUCCUUCUCUAGCAGAUAUCCCCAGCAGUCGAUUAAUUAGAUAAUAAGCUGCUAUACAACACUUACAUUAACCAAUCUACAAUCUUUACAAGUUGUAUUUACUGUCUUUUUAGAUGAAUGUAUGAUGAGAAAUUCAAUAUUAAUAAUUUUGGAUUUUCUUAUCACAAAAAAUUAAAUGAAGGACCUCAGCCACCAGAAGUUUAUCAACCAAUUUUAUUAAACUAUUUAUCUUGUUUUGAAUUGAAUGUCUUCUAGAAGAUGUAAAAAGUAAUAAAUGUAUCUCCAUGCUACAUGUAUAAUAAGAACUUCUAUAAUUGUAUAUAUGCCUUUGAUGUAUUUUCCCCUCAAGAUUAUUAACUGUAUUUGACACGUGAAAAACCUGUAAUCAAUUGAAAUUUCUGGUUAUAAACAUAAUAGGAAUUGUUUCACAAACAAUAUGUAAAGCAGUAUUAAAAUUUGAGCAAAAAAUGUUCUGUACCUACUUUAUUUUAG
Molecule: messenger RNA, 8079 nt
Organism: Myotis daubentonii (Daubenton's bat)
Lineage: Eukaryota; Metazoa; Chordata; Mammalia; Chiroptera; Vespertilionidae
Gene: CLIP1
Product: CAP-Gly domain containing linker protein 1
Exons: 25
Coding region: 233-6664 (2143 amino acids)
Biological process (GO): positive regulation of microtubule polymerization; cytoplasmic microtubule organization
Cellular component (GO): microtubule plus-end; cell cortex; nucleus
Molecular function (GO): microtubule plus-end binding
Source: RefSeq, a predicted model, not a curated record